CAUGUAUGCAGAGUCCUCUGGUCGGGCAAAAGGCAACGUAGCACGCUUAACAAGCUCAAGGGAGGACACUGUUCAACAGCAAUGUGUCGAGUUCUAUUACUCAAUGUAUGGGAAUACAAUGGGUUCGCUAAGAGUAUAUGUCACAGAAAGCCCUGCUUCUAGUUCGGGUGAUCUGGUAUGGUCCCUCUCUGGCAAUCGUGGAAGUGGAUGGUUUAGAGGUUUUGUAAACGUUCCAACUGACACCAAUAAAACUCAGUUGAUCUUCGAAGCAGAGACAGGGGAUGGAGAGUAUUCUGACAUCGCAAUAGACGAUAUCAAAGUGAUAGACGGACUCUGCCCACAAGAUUUUCUAAACUGCACAUUCGAGAAAAUGGAUGACCUGGACGACGGAAUGUGUGGAUUUCUUCAGGAUAAAUCGGAUGGUUUUGAUGUAUCACGUGUAAGCGGAAGACUGGGUCAAGAACCUUCCGUCGAUCACACAACUGGAACCAUUGCGGGUUACCUAAUUUACACUAAAGCGUCAUGGUCUAAUAGAAACAAGAUCGCGCGGCUCAUAUCACCAACAUUUCGAGGCAUUCAGGGAGACGACAAGGAGACCUUUUGCGUGGUAUUUUGGUAUCACAUGACUGGUGACGAUAUCGGUGAGCUGAACGUCUAUCUCCGUAACACCACCUCCGAUACAAUAGACUCGUCAGCUUUGGGCUCAAGAAUUUGGUCCCUGGCUGGAAACAGAGGGGACGUUUGGAGAGGGGCUGAAGCAGAGAUAAAUACUCCGAGUGAUUUCAAUAUCAUAUUUGAAGUCGCCCGCGGCUCAUCAUACAAUGGGGAUGUGGCAUUAGAUGAUAUUUUAAUCACGAGUUAUGGCUGCCCCGGCCACCAUAAACAUGUCGAUAAAAACGAGAGUAGUGUAUCAUGCACUUUUGAAGAAGCUGAGCUGUGUGCUUAUGUCCAAGAUGACACUGAUACCAUUGACUGGAAAUGGCACAACAGAGCAGCGGGCGGCGUCUUUACUGGUCCAGAUUACGAUCACACGAAAGGAAAUGAAUUUGGGUUUUAUCUGUAUAUUUCAAGCUCACGAACAAUAAAUUCUGAAGACGUCGCACGUAUCAUGUCUCCGGUUGCCACUUCAUCAUCAUCGAUAUCGUCGUGUGUCGAGUUCUGGUAUCACAUGUGGGGAAGGGAUGUUGAAACCCUCAAUGUCUACAUCAAACCUGAAUCCUCGGACUUGCUGCCGUCGACACCGGUGACGAGAGUUGAAGGCGACCAGGGAAACUACUGGCAUCGAAGAACAUUCACUGUACAAGCCGAGUCGGGAGAAUAUAGAAUAGUAUUUGAAGGUAUCCCGGGAGAUGAAGUACGUGAUGACAUCGCAAUGGACGACGUUACACUCUACCAGGAUCAGAAUUGCCCAGAAUUUGUUACCGAGCCUCCUAAGUCUGCUUCCAUGCCUCCUGCAAGAGAAAGUAUUGACUGCGAUUUUGAGAAAGAUUUCUGCGAUUACACUAAUGACGUUGACACUGAUUACGGAGACUGGACAAGACGCCAGGCGAAAGACGGCUCGACCUCUACUAUAACUGGGCCAAAAGUGGAUCAUACGCUAGGGACAGAGUUGGGCUAUUACACAAGCUUUGACCCGUACGACUUAAGUGGAGCCCGCUACGGCGAUACAGCUGUGCUGAAAUCCCCGUUCAUCGUACCAAAGCCACAGGAUCGUUGCUUGGUUUUCUUUGCGUUCAUGUUUGGCCAUUCCAUAGACUACCUUACCCUCCAGAUUGUUGAAUGGGGAAGCACACCGUCCAUGGACCCACAGUUUGCAAUUUAUGGCAAUCAUGCGGAGAAGUGGUUGGAACUCGGAAUGGACGUCCCCGCGUCAAGUGAGCCGUUUCAGAUAUGGUUCGUUGGAACAAUAGGCACGUCAAGAUACGCUUCUGAAAUUGUCCUGGAUGACAUAGCCCUCAUGAAUGGAAAAUGUCCGAUUAAAGCCACGGAAGCUCCACCAGUACCUUGGGCAGCCAACUGUGAUUUCGAAUCUACGACGGACCCGCUCUGUGGCUAUACUAACAAUGACAACAACGAUUUUGACUGGACAGUGCAUAGCGGUAGCACCAGCUCGAGCAAUACAGGCCCUUCAAGCGAUCACACCACGGGAACCGUCAUAGGACACUAUGUUUACGUCGAGUCUUCUAUUCCGCAUCGGCCCAAUUCUCGCAUCUCCAUGAGAUCUCCUAUCCUUAACAGCAAGAACCAAGACAUGUGUAUUCGAUUCUACUACCACGCGUACGGUAAGGACGUCGGGUCUCUGACCGUCGAUGUCGAUUUGGAAGACUUUUACGACGACAUCACACAAUUUGCGAUCGCCGGUGACCACGGGAAUAAAUGGCGCCCAGCUAAUGUGAAUAUACCGGCUAGCUUCACUGGCAUCCAUAAUUUCAGGAUUGAAUUUUCGACCGAGAAAUACAGAGACGGAUUCGAAGGUGACGUCGCUAUCGAUGACAUCAUGUUCUUAAGGCAGCCAUGCGAAGGAUAUCCGUCCGAAAGCGCGUGUAGCUUCGAACAAGGCCUAGUAGGCUGUGGAUAUAGUGUCGAUUUGACAGCUCAAUACCAAUGGAAAUGGUACGAUAUCCUUGCCUUAGAAGAACCACCCCUGAAUUCGAUUUCUACCUCUUUCAUGUACACCAAGCCCCCGACUCCGAACGCCGGUUACACCGCUGAACUGUUCUCCGCAGUCUACGAUCUCCGUGGUCGGACUCAUUGUCUGACAUUCGACCUCGUCCUCACAGGGGACAGCACUCACCGGCUUCUGAUUCAAACACGAGAGACGAAGGCGAAGAUAAAACACGAUAUAGACCUUCUUUCGGGAGACCUUGGUGGAUCGUGGGUCAGGGGAAACUGGUCAAUACAGGGCGAUCUCAUUCAUUCUACGUUUCAGCUUGUCUUCACGGCAAUCUAUGACUCAAGCUCCGAAGGAAUUAUUGCUAUCGAUAAUGUUUACCUUUCAAAGCAUAUGGAUGCGUGCAUGAAAUAUCCACAACAUCCAGUGAAGACGAGUUCACGACCUUUUAUUUCUCGGCAACCACAUCGAGGUACUAGUCCUGACGUCGGAAUGAUCAUCACUAUUGUCCUGGCCGUACUUGUUUUCAUAGCCGUCGCCAUCAUCGGUGGUCUUUUUAUUUUCAAAUACCGCAAGCCGAGUUUGAAAUCUUUUACUGUCGACUAUAAGAACGAGAACUUGGAUUCCAUUUCGGUGUCUGGGGUAAACACGCACAGCCGCGAUGGAGGUAGUGAGGAUUCACAGGUGGUUAUUCGUGGGACUUCAGAAGCAUCGAAGCCCGACUCUUCUCAUUUUUUGUAGUUUCCAAGCGUAUGGAAUCUCCUAUUACCCUUGCAAUCAUAAAAUUGCACAAAAAAUGUGUUAUAAAUAUAAUUUAUAUUUAAAUCACUUUGUACCUUAAUUCAUUUUAUGGCGUUCUAUUAUAUUCAUUCUAAAAGGGCAAAAUAAAAAUAAAAAUGUCACCCCUGAUAAUUAUGCAUUAUCAAAAGAUGAGAACGACGACAGAAGUGUUAGAAGUAUUUAUAAUUAUGUUUAUCGUAAUAAAUAAUUUUAUCGGGAUUUACAUAAAUAUAUGUAUAACGAUGAUAUAUGAAUGAAUAUGAUCAUACAAUGAUAAUUAGUGUGUUUUUUGUAAUAUCGUUAUCAAGAGUAGUAUCACAAUAAUUAAGUUUAUUGAAAAUAUUCAACUUAAAAAUUUUAUCAAUUGUAUUCUUAACAGUAAUUAUAAUAGAAGUAUCUGCUACGGUUGUAGAAUUUUUAUCAAUUUUUUUUAUUGUUGGUUAAGACUUCUAAAAAGCUAUCUAUUCAACAAAACGGUUCAAAUGUUAAACUAUUGCGUCUCUCAUGAGAACGAUCUUGGAUCUACUCCCAAUGUGAGAGGUAAAUGAGUUAUGAACUUCAAAUUGCCUUGGUAAGCAAAGCAUCGUGCUGAUAGGAAUUAUCGCUUAUAUUCAUUUUAUUCAUCAAAGACUGACUACAUACAGUUGUUUUUUUUGUCUUUUUAUCUUCAUUAAUUGAACGCGUACCUAUUUUUUAUCGUCUCAACUAUAUUAAACAAAUUUCGAGAAUAAUAUCUGAAUUAGUCUAUUUUUUAUUUCAUUUUUCCUAUGAUACUUCAUUAGGUUUGAUUAGCUUGUAUAGUAUCCAAUGGCUUCCAAAUCAUUCUGGGCGGAAAUGUUGCUAUGAUAAAUUCCAUCCUAUGGACCACACUUGUUAUUGGCAUAUUUCAACAUUUAUUAACAAUGAAAUGUGAACUUUAAAUAUUUCCAUAUUUUAUCAUCAUUCUUAAGCCCUGAAUGGUUAUUCUUACCACGUUUAGACAACAUUAAAUGUAUCUUAUUUUUUGUAUUUCGAUAUAAAUAUAUUUCUAAGAAUAAAAAUGCCUCCAAGGAUUGAUAAAAUGAUAUGAAAGAAAUGUUGCUGUAUGUUAACCAUUUUCGUCUGUGAUAUAUGGCUUUACGUACGUUGAUCUUGACUAUCGUUAAAAUUCAGCAGGCAAAUUCAAUGUCAUAGUCUAACUGUCAAACAAAUACAUGUAAGUCGAUCUAUCGAUUAUUUCAGUGAGAAAUUUUAAAUUGAAUGGAAGAUGCAAUAACUUGCACACUAUCGUAAAGUGGCUUAUAAGCGUUUAACACCUGCUCGAAUUUUUCAAAGAAGAUUGAAGAUCUUAAUAAAGUCACAUGCUAAGUAUACUUGCAAUACACUUAUAUAUGCCGCAAAAUUAUACCAGAAUAGAUGCUGCUCCAAACAAUAUUAUCAUUGUAACUGCUGUGAUUUGAGGUGUGAAGUGUGAUUGCUAGCAGCUAUGAGUAGUCUUUUUUUUUUUCUUUUGACAAUAAAGUGAUUCCGAAAAUAUUGUUUUCUUCUUUGCGUAUCCCUAUUUUUAGUUUUUGCUGUUAUAAAUGCUUCGGAAAAAUUAUAUAUCAUAUUUUAAUGUGGGGAACUUUAGCCCCACUUUUCGAGGUUCACAAAAUAUGCCUCUGAUGAUGGAAAAGUACCCCGUCCACGUUAAAUAUAUGCUAAAUCCAUAGCUUCUCCUUUUAGUGGAACCCCCUCAUUAUUUUUUCCUAUGAGAUGUUUUAUGCUGCGAUUCUUUCAAAUAUUAAUCCGUCACUUUGUAUCUAAUUUAUAUCAUUAUGAAUUUAUAUUUUUGAACAGAAAUGAAAUAAACUGAUCAUUGAAUCGAAUAAGGUCAUGAUUCAAAAUGUCAAUUCAUAUGUUGCUU
Messenger RNA from Lytechinus variegatus (green sea urchin), 5276 nucleotides. RefSeq names its product MAM and LDL-receptor class A domain-containing protein 1-like. The record is from RefSeq and is a predicted model, not a curated record. NCBI's taxonomy places the organism in Eukaryota, Metazoa, Echinodermata, Echinoidea, Temnopleuroida, Toxopneustidae. The transcript is spliced from 18 exons. Gene Ontology annotation, cellular component: membrane. Bases 2 to 3352 code for a protein of 1116 amino acids.